Elephantulus edwardii (Cape elephant shrew) is the source of this 990-nucleotide messenger RNA. It is a transcript of the gene FLT3LG, whose product is annotated as fms-related tyrosine kinase 3 ligand. The record is from RefSeq and is a predicted model, not a curated record. NCBI's taxonomy places the organism in Eukaryota, Metazoa, Chordata, Mammalia, Macroscelidea, Macroscelididae. Gene Ontology annotation, biological process: positive regulation of cell population proliferation. Gene Ontology annotation, molecular function: cytokine activity; receptor tyrosine kinase binding. Gene Ontology annotation, cellular component: cell surface; membrane. The coding region runs from base 1 to 990 and encodes 329 amino acids. The transcript is spliced from 9 exons.
AUGACAGUGCUGGCGCCCGCCUGGAGCCCCACGACCUCGGUGCUGCUGCUGCUGCUGCUCGGCCCCGGCCUGCGCGGGACCCCCGGGAGCCCCGACUGCAGCUUCCCCCAGAGUCCCAUCACCUCCACCUUCACCUCGACCAUCCACAAGCUGAAUCCCUUCCUUCUCCAGAACCAGGACCUGACCCUCCCUGCGUCUCCCCUCCAGGACGAGCUGUGCGGGGCCCUCUGGCGGCUGGUCCUGGCCCAGCGCUGGAUGAUUCGCCUCAAGGCUGUGGCUGGGGCCAAGAUGUGGGACCUGCUGGAGGCUGUGGACACCGAAAUCCACUUUGUCACCUUGUGCACCUUCCAGCCCCUCCCCAGCUGCCUCCGCUUCGUCCAGACCAACAUCUCCCACCUCCUGCAGGACACCUCGCUGCAACUGGCUGCCCUGAAGCCCCAGAUAAAGAACAGGAAUUUCUCCCAGUGCCUGAAGCUGCUAUGUCAGCCGGACUCUCCCACCCUGGAGUCCCCACAAAGUCCCUGGGCCCUGGAAACCACAGCCCUGGGGGCCACGGCCCUGCCGACCCCCCAACGCCCCGUCUUGUUCCUCCUGCUGCUGCCCCUGGCCUCACUGCUGCUGGCUGCUACCUCAUGCCUACCUGGACCAGGAGGUGGCAGGGAGCGCCCUCCCCAGGGAGCAGGUGCUUCUGCUUCCAGUCCCCAGGAUGGGCUGUUCCUGCAGCUUGUGAAGUGUGGGCCCGGCCAGGACCUGGUCCUGAAUGGAGGCAACAACCAGAACGCAGCCUCGGCCCCAAGCCCUCCAGGAAAGCCUCUGUACAAAGCCCUUGUUCCUGGACUGUACAUACAUAAACCAGCCUUUUCUACCAGCUCUGGCCGGGCCUGUCUGUGGAGGAGUCAAGAUGGGUUCGUGUGGGUCUCCACGAGGGCGAUCGGCACCCGGAACCCCAACAUCUACGACACUAUAUUAGAGAAGAAGGACCGGGCUUGA